CGGCCAUCGAUGUCUCGGCGCUCGUGCAGGGGGCCUGGCGGGCCGGUCAUAGAGACGCGGCGGCCGGAGUGGCGGCGGGGCGGAAGCGGGUCGGUGGGCCGCAGCCGGGCGCCGGGGCGGGCGCAGCGCAGCCGGGCGGAGGCGGCCGCGGGCCGCCGGGGCAGAAUGUCACGAUGGACGAGGGGGGCACGCCCCUGCUCCCCGACAGCCUCGUCUACGAGAUCUUCCUGAGCCUGGGCCCCGCGGACCUGCUGGCCGCGGGGCUGGUGUGCCGCCAGUGGCAGGCCGUGUCCCGCGAUGAGUUCCUGUGGAGGGAGCAGUUCUACCGCUACUACCAGGUGUCCCGGGCCGUGCCGCGGCACCCAGCGGCCACGUCCUGGUACGAGGAGUUCCGGCGGCUGUACGACACGGUGCCGUGCGUGGAGGUGCAGACACUGCGGGAGCACACGGACCAGGUGCUGCACCUCAGCUUCUCCCACUCGGGCUACCAGUUCGCCUCCUGCUCCAAGGACUGCACCGUGAAGAUCUGGAGCAACGACCUGACCAUCUCCCUGCUGCACAGCGCGGACAUGCGUCCCUACAACUGGAGCUACACCCAGUUCUCCCAGUUCAACCAGGACGACUCGCUGCUGCUGGCCUCCGGGGUGUUCCUGGGGCCCCACAACUCUUCCUCCGGCGAGAUUGCAGUCAUCAGCCUGGACACCUUCGCACUGCUGUCCCGCGUGCGCAACAAGCCUUACGACGUGUUCGGCUGCUGGCUGACGGAGACCAGCCUCAUCUCCGGGAACCUGCACCGCAUCGGGGACAUCACGUCCUGCUCGGUGCUCUGGCUUAACAACGCCUUCCAGGACGUGGAGUCGGAGAACGUGAACGUGGUGAAGCGGCUCUUCAAGAUCCAGAACCUCAAUGCCAGCACCAUCCGCACUGUGAUGGUGGCCGACUGCAGCCGCUUCGACAGCCCCGACCUGCUGCUGGACGCCGGCGACCCCGCCCAGGCGCCCUGCCGCGUCUUCGACCUGGGCGGCGCGGAGGAGGAAGAGGAGGAGGAGGACGCGCGGGGCCGGGACGAGGCGGCGGGGCCCGGCCCGGCCCACGCCCAGGAGGGGCUGCGUCGCCUGCUGCACGGGCUCCUGGAUGGCCGCGCGCAGCCGCCGCUGUCAGAGCGCGAGCUGGAGAGCAGGGUGGCCGAGCUGCUGGCGCGGGGUCGCACGCGGCCCCCGGAGCGCGUGCAGGGCGCCCGUAACAAGCUGCUCAUCUUCACCACGGGCUGUCUCACCUACUCGCCGCACCAGAUCGGCAUCAAGCAGAUCCUCCCGCACCAGAUGACCACCGCGGGGCCUGUGCUGGGCGAGGGCCGGGGUUCUGAUGCCUUCUUCGACGCGCUGGACCACGUCAUCGACGUGCACGGACACAUCAUCGGCAUGGGUCUGUCCCCCGACAACAGGUACCUGUACGUGAACAGCCGCGCCUGGCCCAGCGGCUCGGUGGUGGCUGACCCCAUGCAGCCGCCGCCCAUCGCGGAGGAGAUCGACCUGCUGGUGUUUGACCUCAAGACCAUGCGGGAGGUGAAGCGGGCGCUGCGGGCACACCGGGCCUACACCCCCAACGACGAAUGCUUCUUCAUCUUCCUCGAUGUCAGCCGAGACUUCGUGGCCAGCGGGGCGGAGGACCGCCAUGGCUACAUCUGGGACCGGCACUACAACAUCUGCCUGGCCAAGCUGCGCCACCAGGACGUGGUCAACUCAGUGGUCUUCAGCCCACAGGAGCAGGAGCUGCUGCUGACGGCCAGCGACGACGCCACCAUCAAAGCCUGGCGCUCCCCUCGCACUGUGCGUGCCCACCAGGCCCCGUGCCUGCGCCGCCGCCCCUUCUUCUCCUGGUUUGCAGGUCCCAGGCCUUGAGGCCAGUGCAGCCCAUGGAACCAUCCGUGGGCUGUGGUCAAGGACUCCACGGAGAUCACGGACCCCAGGGCAGGGGGUCCCAGAG
This is a messenger RNA of Sorex fumeus (smoky shrew), 1986 nucleotides long. RefSeq names its product F-box and WD repeat domain containing 5 (gene FBXW5). The record is from RefSeq and is a predicted model, not a curated record. Gene Ontology annotation, biological process: protein ubiquitination. Bases 174 to 1901 code for a protein of 575 amino acids. Lineage: Eukaryota; Metazoa; Chordata; Mammalia; Eulipotyphla; Soricidae. Gene Ontology annotation, cellular component: Cul4-RING E3 ubiquitin ligase complex; SCF ubiquitin ligase complex. Gene Ontology annotation, molecular function: protein binding. The transcript has 9 exons.